Messenger RNA from Tripterygium wilfordii, 1236 nucleotides. RefSeq lists its product as uncharacterized. Gene Ontology annotation, cellular component: histone deacetylase complex. The record is from RefSeq and is a predicted model, not a curated record. The transcript is spliced from 7 exons. Bases 327 to 833 code for a protein of 168 amino acids. Gene Ontology annotation, molecular function: protein binding; transcription coregulator activity. NCBI's taxonomy places the organism in Eukaryota, Viridiplantae, Streptophyta, Magnoliopsida, Celastrales, Celastraceae. Gene Ontology annotation, biological process: regulation of DNA-templated transcription.
CCCAGUAAGUCAAAACCCAGAAAACUAGCCCGACCCGAACUGGAUUCGUCAAUUCAAAAAGCCCGAGUAUCUUCUCCACUUUGUAAAAGUGUGAACUACCCAGAAAACUCGAAUUCUCUCGAAAGAUUUAUGAUGAAGAUCUCUGUUCUUUCAAGAUACAGCACAGUUGUUGUCACCGCAAACAGCAGAACAAGGUCUGUUUGGUGCGCUUUCAAGGAAGGUUCCUGUACGAGAGGUUUAGGGUUGAGACCGUUUGAGCAGUUCCCUCUUGACUGGAGAUUCAAAGAAGCCUAUUGGACUCCAUUUGUUUGAAACAUUUAUCGACAAUGUCUAAAGAUGGUCUGAAAAAGGGAGUUGAAGUUAAAUUUCAAAGGAAUGCACCCAGUGUGCUGGACCAUCCUGUUGGCAAUGAAGCGGAUGAAGAUAAUGAUGCUGUUGCUGAUUACUCAAGCAGUGGCUCUGAUAUUAGUGACGAGGACCACAAUUUUUCCAUGGGUGUCCACACACCCAACAAGCAAAUGUUUCAGUCAUCAACUCCAUCUUCAUCAGCAAAAUCAAUCAACCGUGGCACUAACCGAAAUGUACAUUCGACUACUUGGAUUCGUAAACCUGGCGUGGACUUGUCAAAACUAGGAAUGAACUCACUGCGCCGAUAUUGCCAAGAAUACAACAUUUCAGGCAUCAAUUCUGAUUCAACAAGGGAACAAGUUCUUAGGGCUGUAGAGCAUCAUUUUGUUUCACAGCCUCCAUUGGAUGAGGUGCAAGUGAUUAGAGAUCUGCUGAUUCAUCUGGCCAAGGAGCCAAAAAACAAAAAUUUCAAGCAAGAACCGUGAACACCUUUUACCUUGUGUAAAAUGGUGCAGUUUGUAAUUCCCCUGAUCAGGUCAAUACUAGGACAAACAAAUGAGAAUAAUACGUUGGUGAGGAAAAAUCUUCCCCCUGGACUUCACUCCAAUGGUUUUGAAUUUUCAAGCAUCACGUCGCACGCAUUACUGAUUUGAAUUGUUAGUGGUGAUGGGUUAGCAGUCGAGCAAUUGUGCUGUGGCUUUAUAGAAACGUUAUUCGCGUUCUAUUUUCCUUUCUGGGUCCUCAAAUUUGCAACAAUUUUGUUACCAUAUCCCUCUUUAUAGCUAAUUGCAUGUCUUGCAAACUAUGGUUGAUUCAUAUUAAAUGGUUUCUGAGUUGCCAGACAGAUUUGUUGGCAAAAUUAUAGAUUGGAAUGAACUGAUUUUGAUC